Messenger RNA from Aspergillus candidus, 2782 nucleotides. RefSeq names its product endonuclease III domain-containing protein. The record is from RefSeq and is a predicted model, not a curated record. Gene Ontology annotation, cellular component: nucleus. Gene Ontology annotation, biological process: base-excision repair, AP site formation; base-excision repair; nucleotide-excision repair. Lineage: Eukaryota; Fungi; Ascomycota; Eurotiomycetes; Eurotiales; Aspergillaceae. Gene Ontology annotation, molecular function: DNA binding; oxidized pyrimidine nucleobase lesion DNA N-glycosylase activity; DNA-(apurinic or apyrimidinic site) endonuclease activity. The coding region runs from base 1 to 2682 and encodes 893 amino acids. The transcript has 3 exons.
AUGCGCACAUCUCGUACUUCCCAAGACACCGCCAAACUGGUGCAGGCUCUGUCGCCCCCUGCCCGGACUCGCAGCGCCUUGCGCAGCUUUGCACUCGGUGCGCCUGUUCCUGCAGGACGAUUUGACCACGCUUUGAGUGAUGACGAGUCAUCGCUUUCGUCGGUCAAUACUGUUGAUAUUGAAGAUAUCGUGGAACCGCCGGCUAAGAAGCGAAAGGCCGCGGUGGACGCGCCGGCGAAGGCUUCCAAGGUGGCGACUGCGGAGACGAAGGACCAGAAGGCUCGUCAGACUCCCAUCAAGGAUGAACCGGAAACAAAGGCCCAGAAAGCCCGUCGCACCCCAGCCCGCAAACUCCAGUCGCCCGACGGCUCCUAUCAUAUGGAACCCCCCUCCAACUGGGAGACCAUCUAUUCCACCGUUAAGAAGAUGAGGGAGGAGAAUCCCACUGCCCCUGUCGACACCAUGGGCUGCGCGGAGCUGUACUGGCGGGCGUCGUCCCCUCGAGACCGUCGAUAUCACAUUUUGACUGCUUUGAUGCUUUCCUCCCAGACUAAAGACACCGUCACGGCUGUUGCCAUGCAUCGGUUACAUACCGAGCUUGGCCAAGACCCUGUGGAAGUGGCAGUCAAGUCUGAAGAAACAGAUGAAGUAGCAGUCAAAUCUGAAGACACAGAUGAUGUGGCUGUCAAGUCCGAAGACACAGACGAACUAGCAGUCAAGCCCGAAGACAGCAAAGACAGCACUCUCAACCUGAAGAACAUCCUCGCUGUCGCUCCCGAACGACUCAACCAGCUAAUCGGGACCGUCGGCUUCCACAACAACAAGACCAAGUAUAUCAAAGCCACCGCCCUCAUCCUCCGCGAUCAGCACAAUUCCGACAUCCCGUCCACCCCAGAAGGUCUGAUGAAGCUGCCCGGCGUCGGCCCGAAAAUGGCCUAUCUCUGCAUGAGUGCCGCCUGGGGCAAGCACCUGGGUAUCGGCGUCGAUGUCCAUGUCCACCGCAUCACGAACCUCUGGGGAUGGCACAAGACUAAGAACCCCGAAGAAACACGUAUGGCGCUGGAGUCGUGGCUCCCCCAUGAUAAAUGGCACGAAAUCAAUAAAUUGCUGGUGGGUUUGGGGCAAACGGUUUGCUUACCUAUUGGCCGCCGUUGUGGCGAGUGUGAUCUAGCAGGGACUAAGCUGUGCAAGAGUGAAGUCAAAGGGCCGGUGACAAAGGGGAAGAAGACAAGAACUCGCCGCGUAACCUUUUUAGACCUACCCGAGCACGUCCAGAUCCGUAUCUUCCGACACGCCUGGCUGCUCCGGCCCUGUCCCCUCGACCUGAGGUAUGAAAAGCAUCGAACUGUCUGUCAGACUGGCAACAUCCAGUGCAAUCGAUUCCAUGGAUUUCUGCCCCCCGGCCGGAUGCCCUGGCUGAUAGUGAGGCACAUUGAUUGCCGCCACCCCAGACUACCUACCCAGCUAUUCGCGGUGUCCCGUGCCAUGCGAGAGCAAGCCGGCGCCAUCUUUUUUAGAAGAAACCGGUUCAACAUUAAACUCGACACUGUCGCCCAGUUCCGUCUCUUCCGUUCUGCAACCGAAUGGGGCGUCCAUCACAUCCGCAGUCUGCAUGUCGACAUGGGCCCGGCCUACAACCGGUAUCUGGGGCUGGGGAUUGGAAUACAUAGUCGGGUGAUGAAGACCUGGACGAAAUUCUGCCACGCGGCCGCGGAGAACAUGCCUAGCCUUCGGCACUUCAGCCUCAAGUGCAGGGUCCGAGAGUUUGAGGUCGCCUGCAAGAUGAUGGUCGCGAUGGAUCCGUUUCCGCUCCUGUCCAAUUGCGCGAUCCACAUGAUGACUUCGGUCGAUGACGAUAUUCGCCGUGUUAUCAAGCGAGCCGCCUGGAGAGUGACUGGCAAUCUGCCCGACAACAUGCCUACCUUCCCGUAUUUGCGUCUCCCUAAGGAAAUCCAGCUGAUGGUCCUAGAGAACUUGCUCACCGAUCGCUCGGAUCCGUAUCUGGCGGUCGCCGACAGCGAGGACGGCAUCGUUACCUUCCAGGACCGUCGCAACGAUCGCCGUAUUGUCUUCCCGUUAACCUGCUGCGAGAACUGCUCCCCCGUGGGGGCCAUGUGCUUUUGUCACUCGCGUCAGACGUCUUUCUCCACAAGCUGCACAUGUUUCUCCUCGCCGCUGCCGUAUUUUCUGGUCAGUCGGGGCUUCUACGAGGACGCUCGCCGGAUCUUCUUCAGCAAGAAUCACUUCGCCUUUCUAGAGGAGGACCCCGAGUUCAUGAUGCGCUUCUGGCACUACAUCCCCACGCAGUCCUUCAUGCGAAUUCGGCAGCUAUCGUUCAAAUUCCCUCUCAGCUACCGCAUGCCAUACCGACCGGGCAAGCUCGUGGACCAUUCUACUCUGCUACCCUGGCUGAUUCUGCUCCGUUUCAUCCGCGAACACUUUGACCUGCCACGUCUGUCGCUCACUAUUGUCGACCUGGGCACGAAGAACGCCUUUGCAGGCAACACAACCGAAUACCGCAUCAAGUUCAUGCGCAAGCUGCUCAAGUCGUUCGUAGAAUUGCGAGGACUGCGCGACUUUCGCGUUUACCUCGCCGACGACCGCAUGUACGAGCAUAUCGCGGAGGGAGCCGUCCUCGGUCGUAGGAGCAGAUCCCGACACGAUUUACCUUUCGUGGUUUGACUUUUCUUUCCUUUUUAUUCAUCUCGCUUUUUUUUAACCCCCUGCCCCAAUAUCUCUUUGCACAUCCAUCAACGGUUGGUGAUAUCUCAUCGAAUCUUAC